AUGAAUCCCACAGAUAUAGCAGACACCACCCUGGAUGAAAGCAUCUAUAAUAAUUACUAUCUCUACGAAAACAUCCCUAAGCCUUGCACCAAAGAAGGCAUCAAGGCAUUUGGGGAGCUCUUCCUGCCCCCUCUCUACUCCUUGGUCUUCCUGUUUGGUCUCCUUGGAAACUCUGUGGUGGUUGUGGUCCUGUUCAAGUACAAGAGGCUCAAAUCCAUGACUGACGUGUACCUGCUCAACCUUGCCAUCUCGGACCUGCUCUUCGUGCUCUCUCUCCCCUUCUGGGGCUACUAUGCCGCAGACCAGUGGGUUUUUGGACUAGGUCUCUGCAAGAUUAUUUCCUGGAUGUACCUGGUGGGCUUUUACAGUGGCAUCUUCUUCAUCAUGCUCAUGAGCAUCGACAGAUACCUGGCAAUUGUGCAUGCAGUGUUCUCCCUGAGGGCGAGGACCUUGACGUAUGGGGUCAUCACUAGCUUGGCCACGUGGUCUGUGGCUGUCCUGGCCUCCCUUCCGGGCCUUUUAUUCAGCACCUGUUAUACCGAGCGCAACCAUACCUACUGCAAAACCAAGUACUCCCUCAACUCUACAAGGUGGAAGGUGCUGAGCUCCCUGGAGAUCAACAUUCUGGGAUUGGUGAUUCCCUUGGGCACCAUGCUGUUCUGCUACUCCAUGAUCAUCAGGACACUGCAGCACUGCAAAAAUGAGAAGAAGAGCAAGGCAGUGAGGAUGGUCUUUGCCGUGGUGGCCCUCUUUCUCGGGUUCUGGGCGCCUUACAAUGUGGUGCUCUUCCUGGAGACACUGGUGGAACUGGAGGUCCUUCAGGACUGCACCUUUGAAAGGCACCUGGACUACGCCAUUCAGGCCACAGAGACCCUGGCUUUCGUUCACUGCUGCCUUAAUCCUGUCAUCUACUUUUUCCUCGGGGAGAAAUUCCGCAAGUAUCUCGUGCAGCUCUUCAAAACCUGCAGGGGCCCUUUCAUGCUCUGCCAAUACUGUAGGCUCCUCCAAAUGUACUCCCCCGACACUCCCAGCUCGUCCUACACGCAGUCCACCGGGGAUCACGAUCUUCACGAUGCUCUGUAA
Nyctereutes procyonoides (raccoon dog) is the source of this 1083-nucleotide messenger RNA. It is a transcript of the gene CCR4, whose product is annotated as C-C motif chemokine receptor 4. Gene Ontology annotation, biological process: immune response; chemotaxis; inflammatory response. Gene Ontology annotation, cellular component: membrane. Lineage: Eukaryota; Metazoa; Chordata; Mammalia; Carnivora; Canidae. Bases 1 to 1083 code for a protein of 360 amino acids. The transcript has a single exon. The record is from RefSeq and is a predicted model, not a curated record. Gene Ontology annotation, molecular function: C-C chemokine receptor activity.